CAAAAAAAAAAAACAAACAUUGAGAAAAAAAAGCAAAUACAUUCCAAUGAAAAUUUUGUAACUUGAUUGGAGCGCGGCGAUAUUCCUAAACAUUGCAAAUAUUAGCGCAAACUCAAAUACAACCGGAAACCUAAAUAAGUUUGUACGUGUGUAAUUAAAUAAUUUUACGCGUUAUAUACGCAUACAAAUAUACAUACGAAAUUAAACCAAGUAUUACCAAAUCACGCUAACUCUACGUAAACGGGUGUGAUAUGAACGUACAGUAUCAUAGAUAAUACAUAUAUCUAGAUAUAUGUAUGUAUUUAUGUAAGUAAAUAGUGGUGCGACUAUGUUCAUACAUAAAUGCAUACGCGUAUAAACAGUAAACGUCAAUUGUAAUUGAAACUCAAAAACAGUGAAGUUUUAAGUAUGAGAUAUGUGUAUUCACAGCAAAAGAAACAUCAACAUGAUUAGACAAAAAUAUUUUGGUGGAAAGUAACUAAGCCCAUAUUGAUCGGCAAAUAAUAGGAAAGUCAAUGCAGUAUUUGUGGGAUAAAGAGAAAGUGUAUGUACGCAUGAACUUUGAAAUGGAAAAUAUACAUAAAUCAUAAAUAUACAAAAAUCAAUAUAAAUAAACCAAAGACAUAAGUUAAUGCACAGAAAAACAUUCAAAGAUGAUCAAUAGAUUACUGAAAUAACCAAGAUAAACCAGCAACAGUAAACAAGCACACAGUUUUGGAGCGAAUCAAAUGUAAAUUGGAGUGAUAACAGCAGAAACUCCAUUCAAAAAAAAAAUAAAUAAAUAAAAACAUUACGAAGUGGAACAUUUGUUGUAUACACAUGCUGUUAUCAGCCGUUUAUAUUUCGAAUUUAAGCUGCAAGCUGGUUUUCGUGAACCAUAUUUGUAGUUUUCCAUUUGCAAGAACAGGUGCAGCAAUUAAACCCGAUACCCUAAAAUAAAAUAAAAAACACAGCUUCUUUUGUAAUAUACGAUAGAGCAGAUCACUUAUGAACUCAAGUUAAAUUGUCCGCCUGAGAUUUUUGUGCGCAAAUCGAAAUACUCUUGCAACGAGCAAACUCAUUAUGGUUCAAGGAACACUGUGCGAACAUAAAACAAAUACAAACGCAUGGCAAACAGUGAGCUAUAGUAAAAAACCGCAAACGAAAAAUCACUUUAAAGCAAAAGGUGGAGGUGGUGGUAGUAUCGAUAAGUCAAAUGUACAAAUUAAAAAUACAUUGAACAAAAAUUCGUUAGUAAAACCGAAAUCGCAAACUACAACAUCGCUUUUGAAAGCGGCAGCGAAUAAUCAAAACAUCUCAAGGACGAAAACGUCAACAACUCAAAAGCUGAAUUUGGCACAAUCAAAUAAUGCCAUAGUGAAGCAGAAAAUAGCACCCACUGUUGACAAAACAAAAAGAACGAUAGCUGCAGUUGGCAGCAUACCAACUCAGCAGCAACAACAAACACUGCGUAAUCGACAGCAGCAGCAGCAACAACAGCAACACGUUCAGCGGCAGCAAUCGCCCUUGUUGUAUGUUCGUCGCCGGCGAGUAAAUCACGAAAUCAGACAAAUUAAACGUGCUCACCGCCACCUAUUGACAAGUGGCGGGUGCGACUGGCAGCACCGCCAAGCGACCGAUAGUACUGGUACUGGUGUGGCAACCUUACGCAAGCAAGACGUCAAGUGUCAAACGAAGGCCAAUAACAACUGUAGUCAUUCGAACAGCUGUCGCUGUACAGCGACAAAGAAGAAACAGCAAAAGUGUCAUCCAUCGCAACAACAAAAGCAACAGAAGAGAAAAUUGCAAAAUUUAGUGAAAAAUGCCCACAGUGGCGGAGGAGCAUGUACUAAUAACAGUGGUAAAUCAAAGCAGGAGAAAGGUAAACAACAAAUUGGCAUUGAACGUGUUGGUACUGUGAAAUCGAAAGAAUCCUAUGCAGAAUCUGUUAUCUCCUCGCGUUGGGAUUCGAUCGAAGAACAAUUAAACUAUCUGGAUAAAUUACUGUAUUUCUGUGAGGACGAAGAGGAUGCCUGUUGUGCAUGGAAUUGUAAUAUAAACAAAGCUUACGAUUGCAGUAGUGAAAGAGCAAAAUCAGAGGAAAUUUAUUACGAAGGUGACGUCGACGACGACUACGAGAGUGACUGGAGUACUGAUUGGAGCCAAUCAGAUAUGUCAACUACAGAUAAGAGUGUAGAUGAUGCAGACAUGCAAUCCACAACAAGUGGUGCAGGAUCUGCAUCCACAACUACGUCACCUGUUGUUCCUACCUCACAUAGACGACGCGGUCAUCAGCAUCAUCCCCGUUUUUUGGGCACACGCCGUCCAAAUAUUCCAAAUGUUCAAGAAAUACUUGCUGCAUUAUAUCGAGGUGAUUCACAAAGUGUUCUCACCAACUUACGUCAAGCCACUCAGGCAGUACAAGAAGACAGCCCCUUGUCCGUAGGUGGCGGAAGCGAUGUAGAAACAGUAUCUUCCACAAUGGGAGAUUCACAAUAUACGGAUGAACCAGAUGAAGACUUGGAAUUACAGCUUUCAAAAACAUCAAUGCUAAACUUGCCUCUAACCGACUCAGUAACCACGUCGAUGGGCAGCAACAGUCCAACUCCUACGGAUGAAAGCAGUAUGGUUGAUGAAGGCGUGGUAAGCGCACAAACGCCCACCAGCAAUACUCCGAAAUCACAAAAAAGCAAAUCUAAACGUGAUAAAAGUGAAAAACUUGAUCGUUCAGAAAAAAAGAAAAGGGCAAAGAAGGAUAAAAGUAAACGUGCAUCAGUUUGUUCCGAUGCAGAUGGUAAUAUAGUUAGUUCAGGCGAAGCGCACACAGCGGCAGAUGAAGGUAUCGCCAUUGAUGAUGAGGAUGUACAAGCAGCUGAGUGGGCGAAGUUACGUUGUACCAGCGAAGCAGCGGAAAUUGUUGCAGAGCGUGAGGCGCGUCGAAAUAAAGGUCGUUGCGCCGACUAUCCUGGACUUGCUUUUGGUCGUUCCAUAUUCAGCUCUGAUACCAUGAUGAAGUUCAAUAUCAUACGUAACGAAUUGCAUAACAUCAUGAAAACGCAGCUUAAACGGGCCGAAUCAGAGGUAGCUGCAUUGAAUCGUCGCAUUCAAUUGCUCGAAGAAGACUUGGAACGUUCAGAAGAACGUUUGGGAUCAGCCACAGCCAAGCUUUCGGAAGCUUCCCAAGCUGCCGAUGAGAGCGAACGGAUACGAAAAGCUCUUGAAAAUCGUACAAAUUUGGAAGAUGACAGAGUAGCUAUUUUGGAAACUCAAUUAGUCCAGGCAAAAUUAAUUGCCGAAGAGGCCGAUAAAAAAUAUGAAGAGGUUGCCAGAAAGUUGGUCCUCAUGGAACAGGAUUUGGAACGUUCCGAGGAAAAAGUUGAACUUAGCGAAAGCAAAAUUGUGGAGCUUGAGGAAGAACUCCGCGUUGUUGGCAACAACUUGAAAUCCCUGGAAGUAUCAGAGGAAAAGGCCACGCAAAAAGAGGAAACUUUCGAGAGUCAAAUCAGACUUUUGGAUCAUCAGUUGAGAGAGGCUGAAGCUCGUGCUGAAUUCGCUGAACGUUCCGUUCAAAAAUUGCAGAAGGAAGUCGACAGGCUCGAAGAUGAUUUAAUUGUUGAGAAGGAGCGUUAUUGUCUUAUCGGCGACAGUCUUGAUUUGGCGUUCAUGGAUUUGAUACCAGGACUUGAACCAUUCUGGACACCACGUAAUCCCAAACCGCCAACACCUAAACUGCCAACGCCGACACCCGAGGAAAUUGCCGCGGCCGAAGCUGCCAAAGCUGAGGCAGAAGCAGCAGCGGCUGCAGAAGCGGCGGCAGCGGAAGCAGGAGCCAACGCACCCGAAGGUGAAGAGGGUGCAGCAAGAAGAGCUUCUGGUGCGCCUCCAGCUGAGGGUGCACCAGCAGAAGCUGAACCAGUUAAAGAACCAACACCACCACCGCCACCACCACCACCGUUUGAGUACUCCAUUGAUUUGCCACCAGAAGGUGCGGAAGUGCCAUUCGUUAAGAAUUACGAACCACCACCACCAGGCGCAGAACCAACCGAGGGCGAAGCUGCUCCUCCAGCUGAGGGUGCUGCACCAGCGGAAGGGGCUCCAGCAGCACCAGAAGGUGGUGCACCGUCUGCAGAAAGUGCACCAGCUGUAUCUGCAGAAGGUGCACCGCCAGCAGCAGCUGCACCACCACCACCACCAGCUGAAGGUGCACCAGCAGAUGCGGCCGCUCCCGCACCAACUGCCGAAGCGGCUGCUGAGGGUGCACAACCCGCGGAAGCUGCACCUGCUGCAGAGACAGCUCCCGCUGCAGAAGUAGCACCCACUGCAGAGGCAACUCCAGCUGCAGAAGCUGCGCCAGCCCCAGAAGCAGCUCCAGCGCCGCCAGCAGAUGCAGCGCCACCCGCAGAGGCUGCCCCAGCUCCUGAAGCCGCACCAGAACCUGCGCCCACCGCUUAAUUUUUAAUCAUAAAAAACUAAAAAACCCAAAUUAACCCAUAAGCACCUGGUGUGCAGGGCGCGAACCUCUUCUUUGGGCGUGACAAUGUCAUAGGCGUUAAACACAGCCGCUACCAAAAGCUGCCAGUUUUAGUUGUUUGCAUGAACGCGUUUAGUUUAGAGGAUCCAUAAUUAUUUACACACAUACAAUUCUUUGAAUACCUACCUAUUUAAGUUAAAACUAUGCAUUUGUUAUGUUUUUUCCUAAUUUAUUAAUAAUAAAAAUCUAAAAAAAAUAAACUCUUUUGAGCCAAUGUUAGGUAUUGCAUUGCUAUGAACGGAGUGUUUUUGUCUUUGCUUCCUUCAUAUUUAAUGCUAACAACGAUUUGCCACGCUUGAUUCAAUUAUAUUUUUGUUUCGAGAAAACGCUAUUUAAAUAAUAUAAGAGUAAACACCGCAAAAUGACGCGGCAGCCGCACUAACAAUUCAACAUGUCGCUAAGCCAAUAUGCAAAUGAAGUUGCUUUUGAACAUUGCGCCGUCUAAUGAAGCACGAAAGACGACCUUGUCUCGGAGAAGGAACGCUACAAGGAUAUUGGAGACGAUCUCGAUACCGCCUUCGUCGAGCUCAUCC
Bactrocera latifrons is the source of this 5043-nucleotide messenger RNA. RefSeq names its product tropomyosin-2 (gene Tm1). Gene Ontology annotation, molecular function: actin filament binding. Gene Ontology annotation, cellular component: actin filament. The transcript is spliced from 9 exons. Lineage: Eukaryota; Metazoa; Arthropoda; Insecta; Diptera; Tephritidae. The record is from RefSeq and is a predicted model, not a curated record. Bases 1063 to 4431 code for a protein of 1122 amino acids. Gene Ontology annotation, biological process: muscle contraction; actin filament organization.